Molecule: messenger RNA, 1235 nt
Organism: Hansenula anomala
Lineage: Eukaryota; Fungi; Ascomycota; Saccharomycetes; Phaffomycetales; Wickerhamomycetaceae
Gene: VMA5
Product: H(+)-transporting V1 sector ATPase subunit C
Exons: 1
Coding region: 1-1176 (391 amino acids)
Biological process (GO): proton transmembrane transport
Cellular component (GO): vacuolar proton-transporting V-type ATPase, V1 domain
Molecular function (GO): proton-transporting ATPase activity, rotational mechanism
Source: RefSeq, a predicted model, not a curated record
AUGUCUGAGUCAAUCGCAAAUUAUCUUUUGCUCUCCUUGCCAUCCAAGGCAGCCCCUGAGUCAUCUCCUUCAAGUGAUGUUUCUGAAUGGUUGGAGAGAAGUCUUUUGAAUGGUAAAACUUCUUUAACCAAAUUCUCCAUUCCAAGCUUCAAGAUAGGUACUUUGGAUCAAUUAGUUCUUCAAAGUGAAGAAUUACAAAAAAUUGACGAACAAUUGGCUGGCUCAGUUGGUAAAGUUGUUGAAGUUUUAGCUAGUUUAUAUGAUAACGAUCAACAAUUAAUAAAUUUGAGUAAAAAAGUUGAUGAUAAGUCCGUUAUAGAUUACCUUGAACAUUUCCAAUGGAAAUCAAACAAGUUCAGAGUUGAUAAAUCCAUCAAAGAAUUGAUUUCUGCUCUUUCCAAUGAAGCAUUCCAAUUGGAUAAUGAUGUCAGAAAUGCAUUUACAAGUUAUAAUACUGCCAAAUCUAACUUGAGUGCUGCUGAAAGAAAACAGACUGGUGAUUUAUCAGUUAGAUCAUUACAUGAUAUAGUUUCACCAUCUGAUUUUGUUCUUGGUUCCGAUCAUUUACAAACCAUCUUAGUUGCUGUUCCAAAAAGUUUACAAAAAGAAUUCCUCAACAAUUAUGAAUCAUUAGUGCCUAUGGUUGUUCCAAGAAGUGCAAAAGUCGUCAGUGAAGAUAAUGAAUACUAUCUUUAUAAUACCACUUUAUUCAAGAAAUAUAUUCCAGAUUUUUUACAAGCACUACGUGAAAGAAAGUUUGUUCCAAGAGAUUUCGUAUACUCUGAAGAUGUUCUUAAUGAAAUGAGAAAAGAACAUGAAGUUGCUGCACAAACUGAACAUCGUUUGAAAAAUGAAUUGGUCAGACUAGCCAGAGCCGCUUACUCAGAUAUAACUUCUAAUUGGUUCCAUUUGAAAGCUAUUAGAAUAUUUGUUGAAAGUGUGCUGAGAUAUGGGUUACCACCAGAUUUCCAAACCACACUAAUAAAAUUACCAUCUGCAAAAAGUAAUGAGAAGGCUAAGCAAGAGUUAUUCCAUGAAUUUGGUUACUUGGGUGGUAAUGCUUUCUCUGUUGACAAGAAAGGUAAAGUUCAAAAAGAUUCUUCAUUAAAUGAAUAUGCGUCUUUGGUUGAUACUGAAUAUGAGCCAUUUGUCAUUUACGACAUUGAAAUCAAAUGAAUAAACAGGAGAGUGGUAACUUAAUAACUUUAUAGAGAGUAGUAAAGAAAAAAUUCAAC